AUCGACUGAGCAGUGAGCACACACACAUAUCGCCGUGACGUGCACGCCAGCUCGCCGUCGGCGACCAUGGGUACGGAGAGCGAUCAGUACCCGGCGCACCUGUCGUCGUCGGCGACUGUCGCCGGGCAUGGCGACGACGGCGGCAGCAGCACGAGGAGGAGGGAAGGGGCGGCGGCGGGUGGUGGUGGUGGGCAUGCGGCGAGUGCCGAGCUGGAGCGCAUCCUGGCGGACGAGUCGGUGCCGUCCGCGGCGCGGCUGGCGCGCGCGGCGCCCGUGGAGCUGCGGCUGCUGGUGGCGCUCGCGGCGCCGGCCGUGGCGGUGUACAUGAUCAACUACGCCAUGUCGAUGUCGACGCGGAUCAUCUGCGGCCAGCUCGGCACGCUGGAGCUCGCCGCCGCCUCGCUCGGCAACGUCGGCAUCCAGGUCUUCGCCUACGGCCUCAUGCUUGGCAUGGGAAGCGCGGUGGAGACGCUGUGUGGGCAGGCGUACGGAGCGCACAAGUACGACAUGCUCGGCGUGUACAUGCAGCGUUCCACCGUGCUGCUCACCGCCACCGCCGUCCCGCUCGCCGUCAUCUACGUCUUCUCCAAGGAGAUACUCAUCCUCCUCGGCGAGUCCCCGGAGAUCGCCGGUGCCGCCCGCCUCUACGUCGUCGGCCUCAUCCCGCAGAUCUUCGCCUAUGCCGCCAACUUCCCGAUCCAGAAGUUCCUGCAGGCGCAGAGCAUCGUGGCGCCGAGCGCCUACAUCUCCGCGGCCACGCUCGCCGCGCACGUCGCCCUGAGCUGGUUCGCCGUCUACAAGCUUGGCCUCGGCCUGCUCGGCGCCUCGCUGAUCCUCAGCCUCAGCUGGUGGGUCAUCGUGCUGGCGCAGUUCGCGUACAUCGUCGUCUCCGACAGGUGCAGGCUGACGUGGGCCGGAUUCUCGUCCAAGGCGUUCUCCGGCUUGCCGGAGUUCCUCCAGCUGUCGGCCGCGUCGGCGGUGAUGCUUUGCCUCGAGACGUGGUACUUCCAGGUCACGGUCCUCAUCGCCGGCUUGCUCAAGGAUCCGGAGAUCGCCCUCGACUCUCUUGCAGUGUGCAUGUCAAUAUCAGGAUGGGUGUUCAUGGUGUCGGUUGGCUUCAAUGCAGCAGCUAGCGUUAGAGUGAGCAAUGAGCUUGGUGCGGGCAACCCGAGGGCAGCAGCGUUCUCCGUGAAGGUGGUGACAAGCCUGUCGCUGAUCGUGGCGGCAAUCAUAGCAGCGAUUGUCAUGUGCCUCCGUGAGUACCUUAGUUACGUGUUCACGCAGGGCGAAGAGGUCGCCCGUGCUGUUUCCAGCAUGACCCCAUUGCUCGCUGUUACCAUCGUCCUCAAUGGAAUUCAGCCAGUCCUGUCAGGUGUGGCGGUUGGAUGUGGAUGGCAAGCUUUCGUGGCAUAUGUUAAUAUCGGAUGUUACUACAUCAUCGGUGUUCCGUUUGGUUGCGUUCUUGGAUUUCACUUUGAUUUGGGUGCUAUGGGGAUAUAUGGUGGAAUGAUCGUCGGAUUGUUUGUUCAAACUCUCAUUCUUGUUUAUGUCACAUUUCGUACAGAUUGGAAUAGAGAGGUAGGAGAAGCAAAGAAGAGGCUCAACAAAUGGGGUGACAUAGCGAAGCCACUUCUCGCUAACGAAGAUUGAACAAAAUGGCAUAUUUAGAGUGCCAAGUUGAUUUGAUAUGAUGCUAUAUAUGGGAAGCUGGAUGUACGUUUCUAGUUUGAGACAUUAUGCCGUAUAUGUGUAUAGGGCCAAAUUAAUCUACGUACCAGCCGAAAUUUGAUGUUUCUUCUGAAUGUACUCUUUUGAUUUGUUAUUAAUCUUUCGUACUGGCUAAUGUAACCAAAAUGCCCAAAUUAAUCUAGACAUCUUGUUCCCUGUA
Molecule: messenger RNA, 1888 nt
Organism: Oryza sativa Japonica Group (Japanese rice)
Lineage: Eukaryota; Viridiplantae; Streptophyta; Magnoliopsida; Poales; Poaceae
Product: protein DETOXIFICATION 40
Biological process (GO): xenobiotic detoxification by transmembrane export across the plasma membrane
Cellular component (GO): membrane
Molecular function (GO): xenobiotic transmembrane transporter activity; antiporter activity
Source: RefSeq, a predicted model, not a curated record